This is a messenger RNA of Gossypium raimondii (Peruvian cotton), 1808 nucleotides long. RefSeq names its product probable receptor-like serine/threonine-protein kinase At4g34500. Gene Ontology annotation, biological process: protein phosphorylation. Gene Ontology annotation, molecular function: ATP binding; protein kinase activity. The record is from RefSeq and is a predicted model, not a curated record. The transcript is spliced from 7 exons. NCBI's taxonomy places the organism in Eukaryota, Viridiplantae, Streptophyta, Magnoliopsida, Malvales, Malvaceae. Bases 185 to 1567 code for a protein of 460 amino acids.
UUUUAUCCGUUGAAGCUUGAAAACUCCUCUGUGUGUGUGUGUGUGUGUGUGUUUUUUUUCCUUUCAUUUCUCUUUAAAGCACAAAAACCCCUUAGUUCCCUAACUUUUCCCUUCUAUCUGAUCUCUAUUUCUGCAAACAUUUCCUUCAACUUUCCCGAGAAAAUUCUAUCCCUCGCCGGAACCAAUGCCAGUCACCGGCGAAACCGAUGAUGGCAACAAUAACCACUCUAUAUCUCACAUUCUUUCAUACAAAACGCCCCUGUUCAACCUUAAGCUCUACUUAGUAAUCUCAAUCUUCCUGGCCUUUUUUCUUCUUCUAUUCUCUUUUACGAUCUUCCUCUGUUGCCGUUUAAACAGAAAUGCCCGGAAACGGAAAGUGAAGCAUAGCUCAGGUCUGAUUCCGUUGGUCUCCAAAGAGAUUGUGGAGAUCAAGGCGUUGGAUCAACAUGCCGAUUGCUUUAGAGACGAGGGCAAGAUCGGAAUCCUGGUUCCCAAGAAGAGUAACGAAGGUGUCGUCGACGAUGCCUCCGGAGCUAGUGACGUGUCAGGGGAUGCUCAGAAUAUCGGGUGGGGUCGAUGGUAUAGCAUGAGGGAGCUGGAGAUGGCGACUCGUGGAUUCGCCGAAGAGAAUGUGAUCGGUGAAGGUGGUUACGGUAUCGUUUUCAAAGGCAUUUUGCAAGAUGGUUCGGUCGUUGCUGUAAAAAAUCUGCUUAAUAACAAGGGCCAAGCAGAAAAGGAGUUCACCGUAGAAGUUGAAGCCAUUGGCAAAGUGAGGCAUAAGAACUUGGUAGGAUUAGUUGGGUACUGCGCUGAAGGUGCUCGAAGGAUGCUUGUGUAUGAAUACGUCGACAAUGGGAACUUGGAGCAGUGGUUACAUGGCGAUGUAGGUCCUGUUAGUCCGCUUACCUGGGAUAUAAGAAUGAAGAUUGCGAUAGGAACGGCAAAAGGGUUAGCCUAUUUACAUGAAGGGCUGGAACCUAAAGUUGUCCAUCGGGAUGUAAAAUCGAGUAAUAUUCUUCUUGACAAAAAGUGGAACCCAAAAGUAUCAGAUUUUGGACUAGCCAAGCUCUUAGGAUCUGAAGCUAGCUAUGUGACGACUCGUGUUAUGGGAACAUUCGGUUAUGUAUCUCCGGAAUAUGCAAGCACAGGUAUGCUUAACGAGGGAAGUGAUGUCUAUAGUUUUGGAGUUCUACUCAUGGAGAUAAUUACAGGGAGAAGCCCAAUUGAUUAUUCUAGGCCACCUGGAGAGAUGAACUUAGUUGAUUGGUUCAAAGGUAUGGUAGCGAGUCGUCAUGGAGAAGAGAUUGUGGACCCAUUGAUUGAAGUUCAACCCUCACCUAGAGCUUUGAAACGAGCAUUGCUUGUUUGUCUCCGCUGUAUAGAUAUGGAUGCCAAUAAGCGCCCAAAAAUGGGGCAGAUUGUUCAUAUGCUUGAGGCAGAUGAUUUUCCUUUCCGCACUGAGCACCGACAGGCACGGGAGAGAGAUACUGUUCCACCCUCUGUGCCGAAAGCUGGUCAUCCGAAGCGUUUCGACAAUGUUGACAUAGAGAAAUCAAGAUGGAGAUAAGUUAUUGUUUGUUAAAAGGCAUUACGAUUGAUGGUUCCUGAGGUCAGCUUAUGUUGUAGAAUAAGUUUUAUAUGAAAAGAUCUUACACACCUGGGAUGUGCAUACGCAUAUACAUAUAUAUAAUCUUUCUUACAUUGUUGUUGAUACACUGCAGCGUUUUAGAAGUCAAGGAGCCUUGUAAAUAUGUAGUUGCCAUUUUUAAUAUUUGAUAUUAUAGAUUAUACCAGUCUGUUUAAGUGCA